AUGGUUGCACUUGCGCAAUGGGCGCUCCUUCUCCUGGCGCCCUUCUCGCGCGGAGUGCUGGCUGCCCAGGACGUCGAAGGGAACCCGGUUCUUACCCUGGGCGAUGUCGUCCCCAUCGAUAGCCCUGGCACUUUCUACUCGGACUUGCAUCCUUGCCCUGCAUCUUGUGCAGGCAGCAAGCCAGCGAAUUGGACCGUCUACUCUUCAGCCGACCGUCUAGCCCUCUGUGCCGAGCCGGUACUCUUUGAUCUUGCAAUCUACAAUCCGGUCGAUACUCCCAACGCGCGGGUCAAGCUGCGUGCUUGUACCCCUGGAGCCAGCGGUAAUGCCAACUCCACCGUCAACGCACUCUUCCAGCAAGCCAGCUCCGCCCCGACCAAGCGCGCAGAAGAUGCAGCUGCAAGCUGUCUGCCUACCGCCGAAGAGCGCCGCAUCCCUGUCGAGUUUGGCACAGCCGGCGCUAUUCGCACGGAUCGCGAGACGACAGGCGCUGUCUCUGCUGCCCUGGACGAGCUGCAGAGGUACCUCAGUCACAAGCGUCACUGCGGCGAGUCUAUUGUCUUUGCGCACGUCAAUGGCACCGUUGCUGGAGCUUAUGUUGGCCCUUCCUUUGGCCAAGCAACAAUCGCCUCGAUUGUCUCUCGCCUCACGGACCACGUCAAGGACGAAGGCUCGUCGGAUACCAUGGCUGCUCAGGUUUGUGGCAAGGGCCGGAAUGCCCACCAUGUUCUUGGUGUUGCGGUCGACACGACGUCCAAUGUCGCUGCCGUCCAGCGUGCCCUCCGCUCCUGGAAGAGCGCUGAGUGUAUUGAUUCGUUUGAUGCAACUGAAACCUGGGAUAAUGUUCAAGUGCACGAGUCGGUCGUCGACAUGAAGCCUAUUGCCGUUUCUUCGCCCGUUGCAUCGCCUACGCCUUUUGCUUCUUCUAUGUCUUCUUCUACGAAAUCUUCCUUACAGCGCCGUGGCGAAUGCUCAACCAUCCGUGUUGUCAGCGGCGACGACUGUGGAAUGCUGGCCGCUCGCUGUGGCAUCUCUGACUCCGAUUUCAUCAAGUACAACUCCGACGCCGAUCUGUGCAGCAAGACUGUGAAGCCUCCAGCUGGCCAGCCGGUUUGCUGCUCCUCCGGCACGCUCCCUGAUAUUCGCCCAAUGUCAAUUGCAAGCGGGACCUGCGCCACUCACUUUGUCGAAAUCGGAGACAACUGCUCUGAUCUCGCAGCAGCCAACGGCCUGACCAUCAGAGAUAUUGAAAAGUUCAACAACGGCACGACCUGGGGAUGGAAUGGGUGCAACGAUCUCGACGCGGGCAUCAAUAUCUGCCUCAGCAAGGGCGACCCGCCGAUGCCAGCACCAGUGUCGAAUGCCAUCUGCGGUCCUACCAAGCCCGGCACGCAGCAACCAACCGACGGCAGUGCCCUGGAGGACUUGAAUCCCUGUCCCUUGAAUGUGUGCUGCAACAUCUGGGGCCAAUGUGGAAUCACCGAGGACUUCUGCCUGGAAGAGCGCGGCCCGGCCGACAACCCUGGCACGUCCCCAGUCGGCAAGAAUGGAUGCGUGUCCAGCUGCGGUGUGGACAUCAAGAACAACGACGAGGGUCCGUCUUCCUACGGCCGUGUGGGAUACUACGAGUCGUGGAACUUUGACCGCGACUGCCUGAACCUGCGGGCGACCAAUGCCAACACUGAUUCCAGCUAUACGCACAUGCACUGGGCGUUUGCUGGCGUCAAUACUGAGGAUUGGACCGUUUCUAUCAACGACAGCUACGGGCAAUGGGAGGACUUCAAGUCUCUGAAUGUGAAGCGGAUCAUCUCCUUUGGCGGCUGGGGGUUCUCAACCGAGCCCGAGACCUACGAUGUGCUGCGACAGGCCAUGAGCCCUGCCAACCGGGCAACCUUUGCUACAAACGUGGCCAAGUUUCUGAGCGAUGAAGGGCUGGACGGGGUGGACUUUGAUUGGGAGUAUCCUGGCGCAACGGACAUUCCUGAUACACCUCCAGGUCAAGCUUCGGAUGGCGCCAACUAUUACAAAUUUCUGAUUGUGAUGAGACGCAAGCUGGCCGAUGACAUGUCGCUCUCCAUUGCUGCUCCUGCUUCGUAUUGGUAUCUCAAAGCAUUUCCCAUCAAGAACAUGGCCGAGGAGCUCGACUACAUUGUCUACAUGACAUACGAUUUGCACGGUCAAUGGGAUGCAGGCAAUCAGUACUCCAUGGAAGGCUGUCCUACAGGAAACUGUCUACGCAGUCACGUCAACCUGACUGAAACAACGUACACAUUGUCCAUGAUCACCAAGGCCGGCGUGCCGUCCAACAAGAUCUUCGUCGGCGAGUCCAGCUACGGCCGAUCAUUCCACAUGGCCGAGGAAGGGUGCACCGGUCCUAUGUGUGGCUUUACUGGAGAUCGAUUAAACUCCGAUGCUCAGAAGGGCUCGUGCACCGACACUGCUGGAUACAUCUCAAAUGCCGAGAUCGAUCAGAUUCUUACCCUUGAGGACAACGUGAAAUCGUGGCAUGAUGGCGCCUCCAAUUCUGACAUUAUGGUUUGGGAUGAUCUGGAAUGGGUUGCGUACAUGUCGGAGACCACAAAGUCCACUCGACGGGACCAUUGGAAAGGCCUCAACUUUGCCGGCACAAUCGACUGGGCGGUUGACCUGCAGGCCUUUACUGACGAUGACUAUCUGGGCCCCCUGGGCGAUGAGGGUGUCAUUGAGCCUAUGCCAUCCAAGACGCUGGCAGACUGCGACCAAACCUUCUCCUCCAUCGAGGAGAUUGAGGACAACAUUGGCGACAUCCCCGAGGAAUGCAUCUCCGAGUACCUCCUCGUCGCGCUACAGAAACAGCUGGACGACACGCUCAGCCGCUACGAUGCCCUGAUGGAAGACGGCUACGACAAGAGCUUCGACGUCUACGCCGGGGCCGUCGUCGACAGCGGCGAGAAGCAAGUGCGCAACUUCACCAUGAACACCGGAAACGACUACUUCACCUGCAUCGUGACCGAGUGGAUCCGCUGCUGCGAGAUGUGCUACGAUGACAGCGGCAAGGACUCGCUCGACUGCCGGUACUGCGGCGACUUCGACUGCGGCUGGGAGGGCGUCUGCGAGAACCCCGAGGUGCACUGCGACCCCCCCAACUACGAGUACCUCAACAUGACCCAGCCCUGCCCGCCGGACUACUCCCUGCGCGGCCAGUCCAAGCCGCCCAAGGGCGAUCUGUACUCCGAGUCCGUGUACUGGACGCUGCGGGACAGCAAGGCCGACCAGUUCUUCGCGGACCUCUACACGAACGUCGGCAUCGACAAGGAGAACAUCGCGUUCAAAGACGUCCACCACAUCACCUGCGGCAGCGACAACAGCGACUCGUGCGGCCCCAACUGGUACUGGGACUACGACUUCCCCGUGCCCGAGGGGUACGAGAAAGAGGACGUCAUCAACCCGGAGGACGUGGUCAGCGAGGCCCGCAAGAACCUGACCGACCUCAGCCCGCAGAUGACGCAGGUCAUCAAGGACGUCCACGACCGGGUCUACCUCGGCGACGCAGCGGACCUGGUCGACGCGCUCUCCCUGCCCAUCUACAUGGUGACCGACGCCGUCGCCAACAUGGAGGAGAUCGUCGACAUCGCCGAGGAGAUCCGCGAGGCGGAGCGCAAGGCCAUCAUCCUGGCCUUCCUCAGCGCCAUCCUCUUCUUCGUGCCGGUCAUCGGCGAGAUUGCCAGCGCGGUGUCCUCGCUGGCGACCAUCGGCCGCGUGAUCUCGCUUCUCGGCGCCGUGGGCAAUGCCGCGUUUGACGUGUACACGAUUGUCGAUGAUCCGGAGAACGCGCCGCUGGCGAUCUUCAGCUUGGUGCUGGCCCCUCUGGCUCUCUCGGAUGUGGUGGCUAUCUCCAAGGCUGCGCAGGUCCGCCGGGGUAUGUCGGCUGACCAGCUGGCGACGCUGGGAGGGACCGUGUCGAAGAAUUUGGAUACCGUCCAGCGCUUGAAGGGUACGUGUCGGCUGUGA
Aspergillus mulundensis is the source of this 3990-nucleotide messenger RNA. RefSeq names its product Peptidoglycan-binding Lysin subgroup. NCBI's taxonomy places the organism in Eukaryota, Fungi, Ascomycota, Eurotiomycetes, Eurotiales, Aspergillaceae. The transcript has 6 exons. Gene Ontology annotation, molecular function: hydrolase activity, hydrolyzing O-glycosyl compounds; chitin binding. The record is from RefSeq and is a predicted model, not a curated record. Gene Ontology annotation, biological process: carbohydrate metabolic process. Bases 1 to 3990 code for a protein of 1329 amino acids.